CUUUCUUAUUUCUCUAUUUUAAUAUUUACACAUUCUUAAAUAUGACUCGCUUUGCCCAAUUCGCAGCCGUUGCGCUCUCUCUCGCCGCUCCGGCGCUGGCGUCGUGCGACUACGGAACCCAUCUUAACCCCCGAAGCGAAUCUGUCCCCAUCAGCACCUUUGGCUACACCGGACUCACUGGACCUUUGAACUGGUUCGGCCUCAAUGAAACGGCCAACAAGCUGUGCGCCACCGGCAAGAACCAGUCGCCCAUCAACUUGGAUUCUUCCAUCACUACCGCCCAUGGAAGCUCCGUCACCUUCAAGGUUGAUGCUUAUCCCCAUGGCGCCGAGUUUGAGAACCUCGGCACUACCGUCGAGGUGCCCGUCAAUGGCUCGCUCGUGGCCGAUGGCAAGUCGUAUAAGCUGGCUCAGUUCCACUUCCACACUCCUAGCGAGCAUCGUGUGGAUCUUGAGUACUUUCCCAUGGAGGCACACUUUGUCUUUUCAGCUGCAGACAAGUCCACCGCUGUUGUCGGUUUUCUGAUCAACCUCGGACUCAUUCCUGAUCCUCUUCUGGCCUCGGUGUUCGCCUCCGUCGGCAUGAUUGCGACUCCUGGCUCGACCACCAGCACAGGCCCUCUUGUGUUUGGUCCUCUUGAGAACCACCUCAACUCAAACACCAUCUUCAAGUACUCUGGCUCUCUGACCACCCCUCCUUGCUCCGAGGGUGUCUCAUGGUACAUCAGCACCAAGCCCCUGACGAUUGACGAAAUCACCUAUCAGCGCGUCAGGGAUGUGGUCAAGUUCAACUCUCGUUACACACAAAACUCCCUUGGCGAGAUCAAUCUGCUCCAGAAUGCUGCCAAUGAGCUCUAAAUAAGCUUUUGGCACAGGGGCAGGUGUAUUUUUGUAUAUGUACGCAUCAGUGUUGAUCAUUGAUGUCUGAGCGAUUAGAUUGACAUAUUCUGGUGUUAUAUAAGAAGCGGGCGUGUAUAGUAGAUGGUUGCGAAGAGGUGGUUAGAGUUGUUUGAACUAAAGAAAUACAAGUAGGGCAUAUACCCGUAUAUAC
Trichoderma harzianum CBS 226.95 is the source of this 1050-nucleotide messenger RNA. RefSeq lists its product as hypothetical. The transcript is spliced from 3 exons. Lineage: Eukaryota; Fungi; Ascomycota; Sordariomycetes; Hypocreales; Hypocreaceae. The record is from RefSeq and is a predicted model, not a curated record. Gene Ontology annotation, molecular function: zinc ion binding; carbonate dehydratase activity. Bases 42 to 857 code for a protein of 271 amino acids.